GUCAUGGCUCCCUGAAUAGAGUGGACGUUUGGCCCUGAUACGAGAUCAAAAAUCUUUGGAAAAUAUAUAGUUUCUUCGCUUAUUUGUGCUGAAAUUGGGAAUUUUGACGGCUUCUGUUUGUAGAAUUCACCAUGGCGGGGAGUAGUACGGCUCAGAAAACAUGGGAGCUGUCGAACAGCAUGCAGGAAGUUCAGAGCAUCGAUGAAAUUUACAAAUAUGACAAAAAGCAACAACAAGAAAUCCUCGCUGCGAAGCCAUGGACAAAGGAUCACCACUACUUCAAGUACUGCAAGAUCUCAGCUUUGGCCCUGUUGAAGAUGGUGAUGCACGCCAGGUCUGGAGGUAACCUGGAGGUGAUGGGCCUCAUGCUGGGGAAGGUGGACGGUGAAACCAUGAUCAUUAUGGACAGCUUUGCGUUGCCUGUGGAGGGCACAGAAACCAGAGUGAACGCCCAGGCUGCAGCUUAUGAAUACAUGGCUGCCUAUAUUGAAAAUGCAAAACAGGUUGGCCGGCUGGAGAACGCUAUUGGCUGGUACCACAGUCACCCAGGCUACGGAUGCUGGCUCUCGGGUAUCGAUGUCAGCACUCAGAUGCUCAACCAGCAGUUUCAGGAGCCUUUUGUGGCCGUUGUGAUCGAUCCAACUCGGACUAUUUCUGCAGGGAAAGUCAACCUUGGUGCCUUCAGAACCUACCCAAAGGGUUACAAACCCCCUGAUGAGGGACCAUCAGAAUAUCAGACAAUCCCUCUGAACAAGAUUGAAGACUUUGGUGUACACUGUAAACAGUAUUACGCUUUGGAGGUUACUUAUUUUAAGUCUUCCCUUGAUAGAAAGCUCCUGGAACUCCUUUGGAAUAAAUAUUGGGUUAAUACUCUAAGUUCCUCAAGUCUCCUCACGAACUCGGACUACACCACGGGCCAAGUGUUUGACCUGUCGGAGAAGCUGGAGCAGUCGGAGGCUCAGCUGGGCAGAGGCAGCUUCAUGCUCGGGUUGGACACGCAUGACAGGAAGUCUGAGGACAAACUGGCCAAAGCUACACGAGACAGCUGCAAGACAACCAUAGAGGCAAUUCAUGGGUUGAUGUCUCAAGUCAUUAAGGACAAACUCUUCAAUCAAAUCAACACAUCUGCCAAUUAAACCUGAACCGCAAGGGGAUUUGGAUUUCACCUGGAAGUGUUUCCUUGUGCAUGCCUAGGACUGACUGGUUCAUGAUGUUAUGGUGUUUAACUGCUAAGAGUAGCAUUAUCUGUGAUUUCUCUGGGGAGUGCUUUUCUAUUCAUUUUGUUCUUUUCUCCUAGAUGUAGGUAAGAAAUGCAUUCAGGACACAUGCAGAAAAUAAAAUAUAAGAAGUACAAGUA
Molecule: messenger RNA, 1357 nt
Organism: Acanthochromis polyacanthus (spiny chromis)
Lineage: Eukaryota; Metazoa; Chordata; Actinopteri; Pomacentridae
Gene: cops5
Product: COP9 signalosome subunit 5
Exons: 8
Coding region: 132-1136 (334 amino acids)
Biological process (GO): protein deneddylation
Cellular component (GO): cytoplasm; COP9 signalosome
Molecular function (GO): metallopeptidase activity; deNEDDylase activity; protein binding
Source: RefSeq, a predicted model, not a curated record